Cimex lectularius (bed bug) is the source of this 2658-nucleotide messenger RNA. RefSeq names its product probable ATP-dependent RNA helicase DDX23. The transcript is spliced from 13 exons. NCBI's taxonomy places the organism in Eukaryota, Metazoa, Arthropoda, Insecta, Hemiptera, Cimicidae. Gene Ontology annotation, cellular component: catalytic step 2 spliceosome. The record is from RefSeq and is a predicted model, not a curated record. The coding region runs from base 311 to 2584 and encodes 757 amino acids. Gene Ontology annotation, molecular function: ATP binding; RNA binding; RNA helicase activity. Gene Ontology annotation, biological process: mRNA splicing, via spliceosome.
GAUACUAUUUCUGCGUGGUAAACGUUCUCUUGCGUUUCGAUAUAUUUAUAUUGUUCGGCUUCAACGUUUGUUUUGGUUGAGAUUACUGGUUUAUAUUUCUUUUUAAGGAAUGGGUUUAAUUUGAGAUUUAACAACUUAACAAUAAACCUAAGAAGUUUUUUUUCUCAAGUGCUGUUUUGGUAAUACAGGAGUACAUCAUAAAUGGUUGCCGGCUGCUUAAGGAUGUAACAGUUGAUUUUUUCCCAUCUAUUACUUACUAUUCUAGUAUUUUAACCAUAAAAUAAUAAAACAACAAAAUAAAACAAAAGCCAUGGGCAACGAUAGGGUGAAUGCAAGGAGACGAAGUAGGAGUCGUGAGAGGGACAGAAGAGAAAGGAAGAGAUCACGAAGUCGUUCGCGAAGAUCAAGAAGUAAAAGUCGAGAGAAGGAUAGAGACCGGGAUAGAUUUAAAAGAGCAAAUAAGGAUGAUGGGAAGUCAAACCAAAACCAUAACAAGAUUGACUCUAAGGCAGAUUUAAAAAAACAGGAAGAAAACAAGAAUGAAGUUCCCACACAAAAAAAAGAGCCAUUAUCUUUAGAAGAACUCUUGGCGAAGAAGAAAGCCGAAGAAGAAGCAAAAAGCAAGCCUAAAUUUCUUACAAAAGAGGAACGUGCGGCUGAGGCAAUAAGGAAAAGACAGUUGGAGGUAGAGUUGCAAAGGAAACAAUUGGAAGAACAAAAGAAAAAAUUUGAGUCUUUCCGAGUGCCAGAUGAAAAUAGGAGAGAACAUGAUAAUAGAAGAGAACGACAGCCAAGAGGGUCUCAACCCGAGAUUAGGUCCAACGAGGACAAAGAGUUGAUAAAAGACAAGGAAAAAGAAGGUGAAGCCAUCAAAGAGAGAUAUUUAGGUCUAAUUAAAAAGAAGAGGAGGGUCAGAAGAUUAAAUGAUAGAAAAUUUGUAUUUGAUUGGGAUGCCUCAGAAGACACAUCUGUAGAUUACAAUCCACUGUACAAAGAAAGACAUCAGGUACAAUUUUUUGGCAGGGGAAAUGUUGCUGGAAUAGACAUUAAAGCUCAAAAGAGAGAUCAAUCGAAAUUUUAUGGCGAUCUUCUAGAAAAGAGAAGAACGGAAGCUGAAAAAGAACAAGAGAAGGUACGUUUGAAAAAGGUUAAAAAGAAGGAAGACAAACAAAAGUGGGAUGACCGACACUGGUCAGAAAAGGAUCUGCCUGAAAUGACUGAAAGGGACUGGCGAAUAUUUCGAGAGGAUUACAAUAUCACUAUUAAAGGAGGAAGAAUCCCAGAUCCAAUUAGAAGUUGGAAAGAGGUCAAUUUCCCACCAGAAAUCAUGGAGAUUAUUGAUAAAGUUGGUUAUAAAGAUGCUACACCAAUUCAAAGACAGGCUAUUCCAAUUGGUUUACAAAAUCGUGAUAUUAUUGGAGUUGCUGAAACAGGUUCAGGAAAAACAUUGGCAUUCCUCAUUCCUCUAUUAAUGUGGAUCCAAUCGCUGCCUAAGAUUGAACGAUUAGAAGACGCUGACCAAGGACCAUACGCCAUAAUUUUAGCGCCUACACGUGAAUUGGCACAACAAAUAGAAGAAGAAACAAACAAAUUUGGUACUCCUCUUGGUAUCAGGACCGUUGUUGUAGUUGGUGGACUUUCCAGAGAGGAGCAAGGAUUUAGAUUACGUUUGGGUUGUGAAAUUGUAAUAGCGACACCUGGUAGAUUAAUUGAUGUGUUGGAAAAUCGUUAUUUGGUGCUGAAUCAGUGUACAUAUAUCGUUCUUGAUGAAGCAGAUAGGAUGAUUGAUAUGGGUUUUGAACCAGAUGUACAGAAAAUAUUGGAUUAUAUGCCAGUGUCAAAUUUGAAACCAGAUAAUGAUGACGCUGAAGAUGAAACAAAACUUUUGGCAAAUUAUUACACUAAAAAAAAAUACCGUCAAACUGUCAUGUUCACCGCAACAAUGCCUGCCGCGGUUGAAAGGUUGGCACGUACUUAUUUGAGGAGACCUGCUGUUGUCUACAUUGGUUCAGCUGGUAAACCAACAGAAAGAACGGAACAAAUCGUUUACAUGAUGACGGAACAAGAUAAGAGAAAGAAACUAAUGGAAUUGUUGAACAGAGGCGUUGAACCACCUGUUAUUAUUUUUGUAAACCAAAAGAAGGGAGCGGAUGUAUUAGCUAAAGGGCUAGAAAAACUUGGAUACAACGCUUGCACACUUCAUGGAGGCAAAGGACAAGAACAGAGAGAAUAUGCUUUGUCCAGCUUGAAGUCUGGAACUAAAGAUAUCCUUGUAGCUACUGACGUUGCAGGAAGAGGAAUUGACAUCAAGGAUGUAUCUAUGGUUAUUAACUAUGAUAUGGCAAAAACUAUCGAAGACUAUACUCACAGAAUUGGUAGAACUGGUCGAGCUGGAAAGACUGGAGUGGCUGUCACAUUCCUUACGAAAGAUGAUUCCGCACUAUUUUACGAUUUGAAACAAAUAAUAAUCUCCUCCCCAGUUUCCAGUUGCCCACCUGAACUUUUAAACCAUCCAGAAGCUCAACACAAGCCGGGAACGGUGGUAGUUGCGAAAAAAAGGAGAGAAGAAAAAAUAUUUGCUUAAUCCCCCCCCCAUUAUGUGUGGAUUUAUUAUGUUUAUUUGAAAGAAAAUAAAACGCAAGUUUUAUAACUAUUUCA